Molecule: messenger RNA, 1069 nt
Organism: Pseudovirgaria hyperparasitica
Lineage: Eukaryota; Fungi; Ascomycota; Dothideomycetes; Acrospermales; Acrospermaceae
Exons: 3
Coding region: 334-1017 (227 amino acids)
Source: RefSeq, a predicted model, not a curated record
AAUAUAUAGCUCACCUAGGGUCCGUUUCUAACUCAAGAAUACCAGGUUAGUAUGGACUGAGGUGGUUGAGGGUAAAAAACUUUUUACAUUCCGAGCUUUUGCAGUCUAGGCUAUGGAUGUCGCUGGUGGGUUCGGCGGGGGCCAUUUAGCGCGAGCGAAAUUGAUGAGUUGAAUAUAAAUUGAUUAUAACACAAAUUUUCGAUCGUAUACAUCACCUACUUGAAAGGCCCACUACAGUCAACACAUUGCAGUCAACAUAUGGCGGUCAACAUAUUGUGGUGAGCAUAUUGUGGUGAGCAUAUUGUGGUGAAGAUAUCGCGGUCAACACACAUAAUGCACUUCUGGAAUAUACUUAUCGUCGUCGGGCUUGUUAUUAGCUCUGUUCAAAGUAAAGGAGGUCACGGAGGAGGAGGAGGAGGAGGUCGCGGAGGAGGUCGCGGAAGUGGAGGAGGCGGAGGCGGAGGCGGCAAGGGCGGAACAAGAUACAGCAGCUCAGGAGGUGUUGAAGGUGGCCGAAAUGGUCGAACAUUCUUCUACGACAGUAUUCCUUUGCUACCUGUCAGGGGACGGUAUUUCAAUACGACACACCGACAAGAUGGCAGGCCUUUGCCAGAUUGGGCAGCCAAUAGAGAGCUUAGGGGGCUUAUACGCAAGAAGAAAAAAAAACAUAAGAAAAAGAAGAAACCAGAAGAAGAAGAAGAAGAAGAAGAAGACGGGUUUGUAACAUGUGUUCCUGACGCAGCUAGUCUUAACGGAACGGAGACGGAUGCAGCUAUGGAUAAGUUUCUUAAGGACUGCGAUGGCGAGAAAGAGUUUAAGAAGAAGAAAGAGACGAGCGCAGACGAAAGCACCUUCUUUGGUUGUGACUAUGGGCAUGGGCAGAAAUGCCAUCGUGAUGAUAUCCUAGACAUGCAGGCCUGGGUCUAUUACUUCUGCGGAGAUCUUCCGGGUUGGUAUUCCCGAGAGAGUUGGAAAGUAACGUAUGGCCGGGCACCUCGAGGAGUCGAGAACUGCUAGAGAGUCAAGAGUGCUACUCGUCAAGUAAGGGGUAGGAAAUGGCAGCGACCUC